AACCGGAACUUUAUGAUUUAUGUGCACGUGAUGUUUAUAACCAAAGCGCAAACAAGUGAUUUUAGCAUUUAGAAUUAAUUAAGGAUUGGUGGAGAAGGUAUAUUACUUGAAGAAUUUUAAUUUGCACUAUUAUAUUGAAAUAUGUCUUGCAGAGUUGGUGGAACUAGUGAAGUUAAGGAAGUUGAUGAUGUCGUUCGUGAAGUUUGCAAUAAGGUCAGAGAGAUGGUAGAAAAACAAGCAGGGAAAUCCUUUGCCGAAUUUACACCAGUUGGCUACAAAAGUCAGAUUGUGAAUGGAGUGAACUAUUUUAUCAAGGUGAAGGUUUCAGAAGCUGACCAUUUGCAUGUCAGAGCUCACAAGUCCUUUCAAGGAGAAGUAACUCUUGCAGGCUAUCAAGAAGGAAAAGCUCAUGAUGAUGAAAUUGAAUAUUUCUGAAGAAGCUUGAAUUGUGAUAUUACAAAAUUUUCAUGUGGUCUAUAGCCAGAUGAUAUUCUUGUAUUAUUAUAAUUUUAAUAACUGAAGCACUUUAUCACUCAGAUUAGAAAUAAUGAAUUAUUCUCUAUUUUACUGCAUAUAAUAUGCUAAUAAUUGAAGUAUUACAAAACUGAAAUCGUUAAAGCAACAAUUUAAAUAUAGUUAAUACAUUACUAAUAUUUUGAUAACUUGUAUCACAUUAAGAUGAUUAUUAUUAAACAAAUUUCACUUCUUAUCACUAGUUAUAUUUUAUUAACUGAAGCACUUGCAUGACUUGGAUAGUUAAAGCAACUGUUGAACUAUAUUUAGUGUUACUCGUUGUCAUAUUAUAACUUAAGCAAUUUCUCACAAACAUUGUGGCUGAUGAAUCAUGUAUAGUUUGAUUAUAUUUUUAUUACUAAAACUCCUAUACACGAGGAUUUGUAACAUUCAAGUUUACCUGUAUCUAAUAUAUGUAUCUAAAGAAUAACAUUGGAACAUUUAUAGAUCAUUGUUAAUUAAUAUAAUGGAUGGGACUUGACAACCUUUCUCUCUCUCUCUCUUCAUAUAUA
Molecule: messenger RNA, 1025 nt
Organism: Limulus polyphemus (Atlantic horseshoe crab)
Lineage: Eukaryota; Metazoa; Arthropoda; Merostomata; Xiphosura; Limulidae
Product: cystatin-A2-like
Exons: 3
Coding region: 142-435 (97 amino acids)
Cellular component (GO): cytosol
Molecular function (GO): cysteine-type endopeptidase inhibitor activity
Source: RefSeq, a predicted model, not a curated record